CGUGGUUCCAUUCGCUGCCUUCUACGCCACGACGUCAUCAUGAAGGGGCGGGAGCACGGCGUCGAGUGGGUAACCAAACAGCAGCAGGGUAGAAAGCCACCGGCGGAUGCGCAUCGUUCAGCUCGUGUACCUAAUCUUUGAACCAUCCUCACUUCUUAGCAUGCGGUGACUAAGGCGGAGGCCUGAAGGCACUGUGGGUCCAUUGGUGGCAGUAGGAGCAGGAAUCCAGCUUAGAUGAAGGAUGAAGAGCCCGGUGCACAGAUGUAGGGAUGUGGAGCAUAGCCGUGGACAGUCUGGGGCUGGGGGAGGAACCAGCUGCCUACAGGAGGAACAGCGCAUCCCCAUCUCCAAAGACGUCAUCACUUCCUCCUCUGCCUCGGCCAUGUGGUUCAUCAGGGAUGCCUGCGGCAUUGUGUGUGCCAUCAUCACCUGGCUGCUGGUCUUGUACGCCGAGUUUGUGGUGUUGUUUGUGAUGCUGUUGCCCUCCAAGAACCUGAUGUACAGUAUUGUGAACGGGACUCUGUUCAACACUCUGGCCUUCCUUGCCCUCGCCUCUCACCUCAGGGCCAUGUGCACUGACCCUGGGGCCGUGCCAAAAGGAAACGCCACCAAGGAGUACAUAGAAAGCCUUCAACUGAAACCAGGACAGGUGGUCUACAAAUGUCCCAAGUGCUGCAGCAUCAAGCCUGACCGAGCACACCACUGCAGUGUUUGCAAACGCUGCAUACGGAAGAUGGACCACCACUGUCCCUGGGUCAACAACUGUGUUGGAGAGAACAACCAAAAGUACUUUGUGCUUUUCACAAUGUACAUUGCACUCACUUCUCUCCACGCUUUGGUCAUGGUGGUCUUCCAUUUCCUCUACUGCUUUGAAGAUGAUUGGACGAAGUGCAGUACCUUCUCUCCUCCAGCAACAGUCAUCCUCCUCAUACUCCUGUGCUUUGAGGGCCUCCUCUUCCUCAUCUUCACCUCUGUGAUGUUCGGCACCCAAGUCCACUCCAUCUGUACCGACGAGACCGGGAUCGAGCGGCUGAAGGGGGAGACGGGGAAGUGGGGGAAAGUUCCGUGUUGGGAGGCCAUGCAGAUUGCAUUCGGAGGCCCCUUCUCACUGUCCUGGUGCAGCCCUUUUUCAGGCUUGAGCUGCAAGAAGAGCCCUGAGGACCACGUCGCCAUCCCCCAGGGAGAGAUCAUCGAGGAGGAUGUCAUAGAGAUACCACUCAACUAGCACCACCUGCUGGGGAAAGCAUAAAUUGCAGACAGGCAGGAUUUCUUGACAAGCACAAAGAUAUUUUUGAAACUGGACUUUCUAAAUGUUGAAAAACUGCCCAGAAUUUAUUUUAAUUAUGUAUGCAUUUCUUUAUGUACAGGACUUUUUUCUGGAUAUAUUUUACAGUUUCUGUUCCUACCUUCAGUGUAGCCAUUUGAUAGGUGUGCAGAGCACCCAUUAUCAAACUUUAGUAUCUUAGCUUAAUACUUGCACACAUAAGUGAAGGUCUAAUGUGCAUUUUAAGGAUCGCAUAUUUCUCUACUAAAUCUGCCAAACCUGCAGCAUUUUCCUGAAUUUGUCUCUAGGAAAACGCUGUGAGGACUCAAAGCUCAGUCAGCUCAGUGUUUGGAGAAGAGAAUACUGUAAAGUGCCUCCCUGAGCUGCCUCAGAACACCACUAACAGCAGCUCUGCUCCAGCACUGUAGCACAAAUGGUUCCUUUCAACCUUCUUGCCUUCCCCCCAGAUUUGAACAGCCAGUUUCACAGAUAACGGUUAAGCCUAGAAAUACAAACUCUCCAUUUGGAAAAGGUUUUUAGUCUAAGAUUAGGCUUGACCCAUGUCUGAGAAACUAGUUCGAGCUCACCUCGUGCCUUAUCUAUCUUUACUGAGCAAAUGUUUGAAACACUACAUUGUUUUAUUACUCAUCUUGAUUCCAGACUGUCUCAAGUUGCCAUUUUCAUAUUUCUCGCUCCAUUGCACAUGUGGGGAAAAGGGCAGUAGAUGACUUCAUAUAGAGGAUUUUUAUUGUGUGUGUAUGUAAGCUGGAGGAUAAGGGCUUCUAACUGCUAAAUGGCUGCUGGACAUUAUGGGAUCACUUAUGUUUAAUCAUGUUUACAUUGCUUUAAUAAUCUACUCAUUGUGUGGGUUCCUUCCUUA
Messenger RNA from Pundamilia nyererei, 2144 nucleotides. RefSeq names its product zDHHC palmitoyltransferase 3a (gene zdhhc3a). Gene Ontology annotation, molecular function: palmitoyltransferase activity. The transcript has 7 exons. Lineage: Eukaryota; Metazoa; Chordata; Actinopteri; Cichliformes; Cichlidae. The coding region runs from base 242 to 1225 and encodes 327 amino acids. The record is from RefSeq and is a predicted model, not a curated record.